AGCUCCAUUAAAUCCCAUGAGCUAUGAACGAGCAACCUUUGAGCAAUAAAAUUAGCCUCUGGGACUGGAUUGAUUUUUUUUCCCCCUCACAACCACCAGCACAGGAGCAAGGUAUCCAUAAAAGAUAAUUAAACAAACACACACAUCUCUGAAGUUCACUGCAGGUUUUUAAGGUGCGACUGCAAUAUGGAUCGGUGACAUGAGCCGUUGAUGUGCCAGGUUGAAUUUGCGUGAAGGUCUGAGCUGUUGAGUGUCAUCCAUCUUUGCUCCUGUCUGCACCGUAAUGAUGUCUGUCAGGCUGCAGCAGAGGAAGAGAACUGAAGAUGGUUGGAGAAGGGAGGAGAGACCACGGUUCGGGAACAAUAGGUCAUAUCUGAGGAUUUUACUAAAUGAGUCACUAAUUGUUCCUGCCCACCAGUCCUGCACUGCAUAAUGAUUUAUGAAAGAAAGGCUGUAUGCAUGAAGUAGGCUGAGGGAAAUCAUGCAAGAUUUAGCACGUUUCUUCGAUGACCUCCAUGUGGAAGAGUGCCAGUGAAUUCCUCUGGGCUUUUGUGCUGUGGUGUUCGUACAGUGAAGUAGGACACUUUCACCUUCAGAAUGAGAACUGAGCAUUUCCAGUUCAACCACAGCUGAAACUGCACAACACGAAUCCUGCACUUCACGAGUGAAAAAGGCUCAUGUCAUCAGAAAUUGUACAGCACAUGGAGAGUGACUUUUAUGACUUUGAGAUGAACUGCGGUCUGCUGCUGCUUCAGACAGGCGAUGCAUCCUCUAUAUACUAUUGUGAUUAAGCUUCUACCAGCUAAAUAGUAUAAUGAUAAAUGAUUUCAGUGGAACAUGCGGAAGAGUGUCAGGGAGCAUUCAUAACCCUGCAACAAAAUCUCACCUUUUUCAUACAAAAAGAAGACCGCUCUGACAGUUGCCGUCAAGCUGCAUGCAAAUGCCUCGACGUUCUGCAUUUCUGCCUGAGGUACCAUCGCUAAUGGCUGCGAGGCCGUUCGAGAUCUACAGCUCCAAGUGCACGUAAAUGCAUCACAAUGCCUUCAAAAGUGUCAUGCCUCUACGUGUUGACGGUCGUUUGCUGGGCCAGUGCUCUGUGGUACCUAAGCAUAUCCCGUCCCACGUCAUCCUACGUGAGCCAACUCUCCGUUCCGGCGCGUAAAACGCCAAAAGCGCACAAGAACAACGCCACCACGACCUUUGGAAACAUCCGUACGCGUCCACUGAACCCCCACGCCUUUGACUUCAUCAUCAACGAGCCCAAGAAAUGCGAAACCAACGUGCCCUUCCUCGUCAUUCUCAUCACGACCACGCACAAAGAGUUCGAUGCCCGCCAGGCCAUCAGGGAAACGUGGGGCGACGAAAGCACCUUUAGCGACCUUCGCAUCAUCACGCUGUUUCUUCUCGGACGCAGCACGGACACUGUGCUCAACCAGAUGGUGGAGCAAGAGAGCGAGAUCUUUCACGACAUCGUAGUCGAGGACUUUAUCGACUCGUACCACAAUCUCACCCUCAAAACACUGAUGGGAAUGCGCUGGGUGGCCACGUUCUGCAACCAAGCCAAGUACGUGAUGAAAACGGACAGCGAUAUCUUCGUUAACAUGGACAAUUUGGUGUAUAAACUCUUGAAGCCAGCCACCAAACCUCGACGGAGGUACUUCACAGGAUACGUCAUCAACGGCGGACCCAUUCGGGACAUGCGCAGCAAGUGGUACAUGCCCAGAGACCUUUACCCCGAGAGCAAGUACCCGCCGUUUUGCUCCGGUACCGGGUACGUGUUCUCGGCGGACGUCGCGGAGCUCAUCUACAAGACUUCCUUGCACACCAGACUCUUGCAUCUGGAGGACGUUUACGUCGGGGUGUGUUUGAGGAAGCUAGGCAUCCACCCGUAUCAGAACAGUGGCUUCAAUCACUGGAAAAUGGCCUACAGUCUUUGCAGGUACCGGCGAGUCAUUACCGUGCACCAGAUCUCCCCCGAGGAGAUGCACCGCAUCUGGAACGACAUGACCAGCAAGAAGCAUCUCAAGUGUUAGUGGGAGAUGCCUGAGGAUGUGUAUUUGUGCCCUUUUUUUAAUCCCCAGAUGCACAGAUGUGACACAGAGCCUUGGGACGACUGUAGUUCUUUCUUAGAAGACACUAACAAACAUCCUUCUGGGGCAUUUCAAGGAUUUUCAAACACGCCGAGCCCAUUGUUUGAGAAUCAUUUGGGGAUUGUGCUAUUGGUGUUCAUAUUAUAACUGUGCCAGUUUGUCUAAAACUAGUGAAGGCAUUUCUUUUGGUUCGGAUGCACAGCAGAAUCGUUCACUUUUCUUUGCACAUUGCUCUGGUUGUACAAAAACGAACGUUUCAUUGCUUUGUUUACUGUACGUGAAAGCGCCUGCAUUGAUUGUUUACGUGUUAAAGGAGAAGUUCACUUCCAGAACAAAAAUUUACAGAUAAUGUGCUCACCCCCUUGUCAUCCAAGAUGUUCAUGUCUUUCUUUAGCCGUAAAGAAACUGUUUUCUGAGGGAAACAUUUCAGCAUUUUUCUCCAUAUAAUGGACUGAUAUGGUGCCCCGAUUUUGAACUUCCAAAAUGCAGUUUAAAUGCAGCUUCAAUAGAUCCCAAAUGUGGUUGUAAACAAUCCAAGCCGAAA
Molecule: messenger RNA, 2634 nt
Organism: Labeo rohita (rohu)
Lineage: Eukaryota; Metazoa; Chordata; Actinopteri; Cypriniformes; Cyprinidae
Gene: b3galt1b
Product: UDP-Gal:betaGlcNAc beta 1,3-galactosyltransferase, polypeptide 1b
Exons: 9
Coding region: 1038-2033 (331 amino acids)
Cellular component (GO): membrane
Molecular function (GO): N-acetyl-beta-D-glucosaminide beta-(1,3)-galactosyltransferase activity
Source: RefSeq, a predicted model, not a curated record